AUGUCGCGGAUGAAAAUUCUGAGCACACCAACGACUCCUAUCUCCUUUAAUGUUGCCGAUGCUGAAGCGUCACGUGCUAAACUUGUAGAUCACUUCAAUGCUCUGGCGAAAGGCAAGAACUUGGAUCAAUUUUUAAAAGAUGGUUUUUUUGAGUGGGGAGAAGCGCUGACGAAGCACAAUAAAGAUUACACGACCGCUUUCAAUAAACAGUAUGAGGCACCGACUGCAAUCAAGCUUUUACAAGACUUGUACGGUGACAAACUCAUCAUGGAAAAGGUUAAUCGCGACAAAAGAUAUAAAACUCUAGGAAUAGCCCUGGUUAGGGAGGGGUUCAAUCAACGCAAACACUUAGAUGAUGUAAAAAUGCUCGAGAAAGUAAUGGAGGAGGAAGGGAAGGUCAAAGAAACGGGAAAAGAGGUCGAAAAAAAGAUCGAGUGGGCCGCGCUGUACGAAAAAAAGAUCACGAACGCUAAAGCUAGAUUUCAAAAGCAACUGGGCGCAGAUGUCCUUGUCAGCAAUCCAAAUAAAAUCCACGAAGAACUGAAGCUGUUAGAUGAAUUAAUUAAUCCCCAACCUGUCGAUUAG
Peronospora farinosa is the source of this 585-nucleotide messenger RNA. NCBI's taxonomy places the organism in Eukaryota, Oomycota, Peronosporomycetes, Peronosporales, Peronosporaceae. The record is from the annotation of a GenBank genome assembly.